GCGUUCACCCCCAUUCAGCCAAGGAAUGGGACAACAAAUCAGAAGAUACAUUAGCUGGCCUUGUAUGUCACCCCCAAUGUGUAGCAGUGGGCGAAUGUGGACUUCAAUAGGAACUUUUCAACACCUGAACAACAAAUACAUGCAUUUAAACAACAGAUACUUCUUGCAAAAAAGACAGACAAGCCAAUGUUCUGUCAUGAGAGGGAUGCAUUUGAUAGCAUGGUUGAAUUGUCCACACCACACCUUGGCCAGUUACCCCCUGUGGUCAUACACUGUUUCACAGGUAAAGCUCACCAGGCUGAGAAGUACUUACAGAUGGGUUUCUACAUUGGUUUAACAGGGUACUUAUGGAAAGACAAACGUUCUGAUGGUGUAAGACACAGACUCCAAAGAGAGAAACUACGUCUUUACCGACUUCUGUUAGAAACCGAUGGCCCAUUUAUGUUUCCAAACAUACAAGCAAAGAAACACCAUGCAUCUGUGAUCGAAUCUCUAACUCAGGAAUCCUGUGAUAUUUUGAAGAAGUACAGCAAUUUCCAAAGAACUGAGCCAUCAGCUAUGUGUAUUAUUAAUGAACUGGUGGCUGCUUUCAUAGGGAAAGAACCCAAGGAAGUUGCAGAUAAAGCUUUUCAAAAUGCAGUUAACAUAUUUAAUUUAAGAUGACAUUGAACGAUUAAAGCGAGUGAAGGAAAAACAACCAAAUUUACAUCUAAUGAUAAUCUUAAAAAAACUUUCUUAACAGUGCCUUUUUUCCAACAAAGUACUUUUUCUUAAACACUGCAUUUUAUCCCUGGAUUUUAUCUCGACAUCUGCUU
Molecule: messenger RNA, 815 nt
Organism: Owenia fusiformis
Lineage: Eukaryota; Metazoa; Annelida; Polychaeta; Sabellida; Oweniidae
Source: the annotation of a GenBank genome assembly